AUGCCGCCCAAAAAGCAAAAAGAUCCAACGGCGAACAUCUCUAGUUCUCUGGAGUCAGAGGACUUUAGUUUAGAAACAACGGUUCCAACAGAAGACAUUUCAUCCUCGGAUGAGAAAGAUGGAUCUCAGAAAGUCACAAAGCAGCUCAUUGAAAGGAAGCAACUAUUCCAUAACCUUCAACUCUUGAAAAUAGAGCUAUCACAGAAAAAUCUAAUUAUUGAUAAUCUCAAAGUGGACCACCUGACCAAGAUUGAGGAGCUUGAGGAAAGACUGAAUGAUGCUCUCCAUCAGAAACAGGUCCUUGCCUUACGCCUUGACAGCCAGCUCAAACUCCAACAGGACGAAAACAGGAAACAGCAGGCCUUGAGAAAACAGGAGAUGGAUACCAUCCUGCUACGGCAGAAACAGCUGGAGGACACGAACAGGCAGCUCUGCGAGAGGGCAGGAGAUCUACGCAGGAGUCUGAGAGACUUGGAACUGACUGAGGAGAGGCACUCUGAACUGAGAGGUCUGCCUGAAGACAAACUCUCCAUUCCUGAAUAUGUAGCGGUUCGGUUCUAUGAAGUGGUGACUCCAUUAAGGGCUCUGGUGACAGAUCUCCAGACGAAGAAGAGCAGCCUGACUGAGGACCUGGACAGUCACAGGAGCCAGUUAAAGUCACUGAUGGAGAGUUAUGAGGAGGAGAGAAGACUGCGUUCUGAGCUGGAGCUUCGGGCUCAGAGACUGACUCUGGAACUGGCCGACACCAAACAGCUCAUCCAGGAAGGAGACUACAGACGAGAAAACUACGGCAAGGUCAAACGAGAGAGAGAUGAGUUUGAAACAGAAGUAAGAGAACUCAGAAAUAAACUGGAGAUGCUGGACCUCACUCACACGGCUCUGACAAGGGAGAGGAAUGACCUCAGCAAAGAGGUGGCCUCUCUGAAGCAGUCAGUGACUCUCCUUCAGAAGGAUAAGGAGUAUCUGAACAGGCAGAACAUGGAGCUGAACGUACGCUGCGCUCAUGAGGAGGACCGGCUGGAGCGUCUGCAGGCCCAGCUGGAGGACACAAAGAAAGCCAGGGAGGAGCUCUAUGAGAAAUACGUGGCCUCCAGGGAUCACUACAAGACUGAAUACGAGAACAAACUGCGUGACGAGCUGGAAAACAUUCGUCUGAAGACCAGUCACGAGAUUGAGAGUCUCCAGAGGACGUCUAAGGAGAUGUACGAGAGAGAAAACAGAAACCUGCGAGAAGCGAGGGAUAAUGCGGUCCUGGAGAAAGACAGGGCAGUGAACACUGAAAGAGACAUCCAGGCUAAAUAUGACCAGCUCCUGGAACAGUUCAGACAGCUACAGAUGGGCACAGACAGCAGAGUGGCUGAGCUGUUGAACCAGGUGAAACUGAAGUCGUUUGAGGUGGAGCGCGCUCAGAUGGUGCAGGAGGAGACGACUAGGAACCUCAGCCUCUGUCAGAUAGAGCAGGAGAAACAGCAGAGGAAACUGGAGGUCCUUACAAAGGAGUUUUACGGUCUGCAGUCGUCAUCGGAGAAGCGCGUCAUGGAGCUCCAGGCGAAGUGCUCGGAGCAGGAGGCUCGACUGGAGACGUACGAGAGGCUGGAGCGGGAACUGGAUGACGUCACGAUGCAGGCCGCAGAGAUGGAAAAUGAGAAUGAAGCUGAGAGGGUUUUGUUUUCGUACGGCUACGGAGCCAAUGUCCCUACAACUGCCAAAAGACGACUGAAACAGAGUGUUCACCUGGCUCGGAGAGUACUGCAGCUGGAGAAACAGAACACACAGUUGAGGAGAGACUUGGAGAAACACACCACCCGCGCUCGUCAGGUCUCCGAAGAGCUGGAAGUAGCAAAUCAGCUUCUUCAGCAAAGCCAGCAACCACACAGUUACCUCAUAGAGAGAGUCAGACAGCGGGAUGCCCAGAUCCACUCCCUGAAAGAACGUGUUGCACAACUGGAGGACGAAGUCAGCUCAUUAAGAAAAGAAAAGACAAACUUGCUACAUGUGAAGAACAACAUGGCUGCUGACCUGGAAAGACUCCUGAAUCACAUAGAGGAGCUGUCCGUCAUGAAGAAGGUCCUUCUCAGCAUGAGAUCUCGUCAUCAGAAUGAAUCCCUGCCUCUGUCAGAUAACACUGGUCUGGGAACAGCGGUCCAUCAGCCCAAAGGUCUCAGCAGAACUAUAGGGGAGGACCAGUAUGAGCACAGACCCAAACCCACUGUAUUUACCAAUAAAGAAGUCCCUGAAUGGUGCAGAAAAGCCAAGGACCAGCCCAAAUGACACAUCAAAUCGCUGUGGACUGAGAAUAGUUUUA
This is a messenger RNA of Chanos chanos (milkfish), 2305 nucleotides long. It is a transcript of the gene pibf1, whose product is annotated as progesterone immunomodulatory binding factor 1. Gene Ontology annotation, biological process: cilium assembly. Gene Ontology annotation, cellular component: microtubule organizing center. The transcript has 17 exons. Lineage: Eukaryota; Metazoa; Chordata; Actinopteri; Gonorynchiformes; Chanidae. The coding region runs from base 1 to 2271 and encodes 756 amino acids. The record is from RefSeq and is a predicted model, not a curated record.